Bipolaris sorokiniana ND90Pr is the source of this 336-nucleotide messenger RNA. RefSeq lists its product as uncharacterized. The record is from RefSeq and is a predicted model, not a curated record. Gene Ontology annotation, biological process: mitochondrial respiratory chain complex III assembly. The transcript has 3 exons. NCBI's taxonomy places the organism in Eukaryota, Fungi, Ascomycota, Dothideomycetes, Pleosporales, Pleosporaceae. Bases 1 to 336 code for a protein of 111 amino acids.
AUGGCAUUGGCAGCUUACCGGAACCUGCUGCGGUCUGCGCGCAUCGCCUUCCAAGGCGACACACACACAUUCGUGGCCGCCCGCGCAGAGGUCCGCAAGAACUUUGAGUCGAAUCGCAAUCUGCGCAUCGGAAGCGAGGAGCUGCAAAAGUCGUUGGUACAUGCAGAAGAGGUGUCCAAGUUCCUGCGCGAGAACGUAGUGCAGGGCCAAGCAGAGGAUCCAGAUGGCAAAUACAAACUACGGAUACACGAGCACACCGAACGAGGCGAUAAUGAGGACAUCAAAAAGGGAAAGGGAAAAACUACAUUGGGCGGAACAAAGUGCUGCUCGUCCUAG